UAAAUUUUAAAGAGAAGGUGGUGACAAUUUAUAAAUCAAGAAAAUAUGUUCCAUAUAUUGUUGGUUUCUAUGCCUAUUGGGCUGAUGAUACACACCAAUUCCUGGCAUUCUUUAAGACCAUGAUAGAAGAUUUUCAACAGGAUGCUCUAGCUAUUCGAUUUGGUUUGGUUGAUCUUGUUGAAGACAGGACAGUUGUCCAGAGAUAUAUUAAUUCUCGUCAUGCUGAGAAGGUUCCAUUUAUUAUUUUAUUUCAAGAAGAUAAAGGUGAAGUAAAUCAAACAUUAUUACCUACCAAUAGACCUACUAGUUAUUCUAUAUACCACACCUGUAGAUAUAUGGGUUAUAAUAUAGUACAUACUACAGGUGAUGUGUUUGUAUAUGAACCCUAUGGUAGAAGUGAAUCUUAUCAGGUCUGUCCACAGAUUGAAGAUCCUACCAGUGGUUAUAGAUGUUCAACAGUUUAUCAUAAUAUGACUGACUACACAGUUAUAUAUAAACACAGUCAUAAUAUUGCAUCUAAUAAAACAAAAAAUAAAAAAUAUCCAACUAUACAUGGUAUGAAGAAAUUAACACAAUUCAACUGGAAUGAUGUGUUGAAGAAAUCAUUAUGGGCAUCAAAUUUGCAAUUUGCUUUGAAUUCUGCUGAAAUUAGCUCUGUUUAUAUGGUAAUAUUUAUAAUAAGUGAUUGUUCGAGCUGUACCAGACAUUUACCUACUUUUCAGUCUUUAUAUAAACAAGUUAAUACAAUAGCUGGAUCAUCUUUCUAUAUAGUAAAUUGUACAACAGAUAAAACAAUAUGUAAUCAUCAUAAUAUUACUGGUUACCCUACUAUCACAGCAUUCCGUAAAAUACUAGACCAAUCAACCAGUCACUGUUUUACACAUAAACAACAUACUACAGAUGUUAGACUUGAUUAUCAUGGACCAAUACAGAUCAAGUCUGUUAUGGAAUGGUAUUCUAGUAUUUCAAUGGAAAUUGUUAAAGAUAUGAAAUUCAAACCACUGCAAAAAAUGAAAGAAGAUGUGCGUCUGGUAGCAGUAAUUGUACCAAGAAACUCUAGUUAUCUGCCCAUAGCACCAACUAGAAGUAAUAAGAAGUAUUAUUAUGGUAUAGAAUGUUAUCGUGCUAUAUGUAAUCAGUUGAUUAGUGUAGUAUCAUGUUAUAGUAUAUAUAGUAUAGAUAUACCCAAUACACAAUAUCAACACAAUAACAACAACAACAACAACAAUAACAAUUAUAUAGUAACACAGAUAAGAUUAGAGAGAAGAGAUGGUAUUAAAGCUGAUAUUAUGAGAUUAGGUGAAUCUGUAUAUACUACAAUUCAAGAUGAAACUAGUCAGCUCCAUAAAUUACAUAAACCACACAGGUACAACUUACGACAGAACCAGAAAUGUGAAGAGAAUCAUGGGAUGUGUAGUGAGUUUAUUACCUCCUAUGUUAGAGACCAUAUCCGUCUGCCUGUAACACAUCUUACAUCAGUUUUAUUUCACACUAAUAAUAAUCCAUAUAAAGAUAAUGAUCUGCCUAUUGUUAUUGCAUUAGUUGAACCUAAGCAUCUAGAAGUUAAUUCUACUUUCUUAAAAAUAUUAGAAGAUAUAGGAUAUGAGUUGUAUAAUAUUUUGUAUUUAUAA
Patella vulgata (common limpet) is the source of this 1631-nucleotide messenger RNA. RefSeq lists its product as uncharacterized. Gene Ontology annotation, molecular function: protein disulfide isomerase activity; protein-disulfide reductase activity. Gene Ontology annotation, biological process: response to endoplasmic reticulum stress. The record is from RefSeq and is a predicted model, not a curated record. Bases 120 to 1631 code for a protein of 503 amino acids. The transcript is spliced from 12 exons. Lineage: Eukaryota; Metazoa; Mollusca; Gastropoda; Patellidae. Gene Ontology annotation, cellular component: endoplasmic reticulum lumen.